Miscanthus lutarioriparius is the source of this 1131-nucleotide messenger RNA. The record is from the annotation of a GenBank genome assembly. NCBI's taxonomy places the organism in Eukaryota, Viridiplantae, Streptophyta, Magnoliopsida, Poales, Poaceae.
AUGUCGCGUCUCCUCCUUCGCCGCCGCAGCCUCCUCCUCCCGGGGUUGCGGAGCGGCGCCAGCCACCCCUUCGCCGCCGCCGCCUCUUCCCGUUCUGCGUCCUCCCGGGCCGCCUCCUCCCGCUCCUCAUACACUUCCCGGUUCGCCCCUCCCGCCUACCACGUCUCCGCCACGGCCGCGGCCGCGGGCGCCCAAUCGGAGGGUGCGGCGGCGGCGGCGGCCGAGUCCACACCCGCAGCGGUUGACCAGCCCUCACCGACACCUCCCCCCGCGGCGCGCGGGCGGUGGGGCCUGCUCAAGUUCGGCGCCUUGGCGGCAGUCGCCGGGGCCAUCGGCGGCGUCGGAUACGCCAGCUACGCCUAUUCGCUGAAUGAAGUGGAGGAGAAGACGAGAGAGUUCAGAAAGAACCCAGCGCCGCUCAUCCCUGAGGAUGCCUCCACGUUCGAGAAGUAUAAGGCUAUGGUGUACUCGACGGCUAUGAAAGUUCCUGUUUCAGCUAUAGAGCUGUACUUGGAUAUUAGGAGCACAAUUGAAGACCAUGUCAGGGGAUUUACUGAACCCACAUCAGAUAAACUGCUACCAGAUCUACUUCCUAAAGAUCAGCACGUCUUCACCCUAGUUCUUGAUCUGAAUGAAACUCUUGUCUACUCUGAUUGGCAGCGUGAGAGAGGAUGGAGAACUUUUAAGAGGCCAGGAGUUGAUGCGUUUCUGGAACAUAUGUCAAAAUUAUAUGAAGUUGUUGUGUAUUCUGAUCAGACACCUAUGUAUGUUGAACCUGUGUUUGAGAGGCUGAACUCAAGGGGUACCAUUUCACACAGGUUAUCAAGACCUGCUACUAAGUACGUGGAUGGAAAACAUUAUCGGGAUUUGUCAAAGUUGAACAGAAACCCUGCUCAAGUUAUCUAUCUCAGCGCCCAUGCUCUUGAAUCUUGCUUGCAGCAUGCAAAUUGUGUUCAAAUCAAACCUUUUAAACUUGAAGAUAAAUAUGAUACCCAACUGCUGGAUCUCAUUCCAUUUCUCGAGUAUAUUGCCAUGGCUAGACCUUCUGACAUUAGGACAGUGCUGGCAUCCUAUCAAGGUCAUGAUGUUGCUGCUGAGUUUAUUGAGCGUUCAAAGGAACACCAGCGGUAA